Molecule: messenger RNA, 1559 nt
Organism: Cyphomyrmex costatus
Lineage: Eukaryota; Metazoa; Arthropoda; Insecta; Hymenoptera; Formicidae
Gene: Fas3
Product: fasciclin 3
Exons: 8
Coding region: 52-1362 (436 amino acids)
Biological process (GO): cell-cell adhesion
Cellular component (GO): plasma membrane; cell-cell junction
Molecular function (GO): cell adhesion molecule binding
Source: RefSeq, a predicted model, not a curated record
GCCUGUGUCAUCGCCGUGCUGUGUUCAUCGAUUGUUGAAGCAAAAUCGAAUAUGUUAAUAGACAUCGAACCAAAAAAAGAGACGAUCGUGCGAGCAGGCGAAACUCUACAGAUUCUCUGCACCGCUCCACAAGAGCAGCUUCGUGUUUGCCGUGUAGAAAUACCUGGUGAGGGUAGCAUUGUCCUAACCGGGUCAGACCCCCCGUCGGAAGACGGCAAUAUUGAAUAUUAUGGAAAAGGAUUACACUCUGGUGAAUGCGGUGUCCGUAUCGCAAAAGUGAAAGAAAGUUACGAUGGCACCUUCAAAUGUUCCUUGACGACCACGAAUGCUCGACAAGAGUCAACUGCUUCUCUUAAUAUUAUCGUCACGAAACCACCCGAAUAUGUUGAGAUUUUCACGAAUUCGGGAAGUCUUGGCGGAAACACAUUUAGAAAAGGUGAGAGAUUGGAAAUCAAUUGCAAGGCUAAAUCUGGACGACCAGCAGCGAAUUUAUCUCUAUAUCUUGACGACGAGAUGAUAGACAACGAAAGAAACGUUGUCGAAACUAGAGUGAACACCGAUUUACCAGUCGUAGCAAUGAAAAACGCUACGCGCAAUUUAGAUUGGACCGAUAACGGCAAAAUAAUAAGAUGUAUAGCCUAUCACAUCGCUCUCGACAGACCCAUAGAACAAACUAAGCCUCUCGAAGUAUAUUAUCCACCCCAAGCACAACCGACUUUUGAACGUUUCGGAUAUAUAAUUGGCAGACAAGGAAUCAUCAACGUCACCGUUUAUGCGCAUCCUAGGCCGCGAUUCACAUGGCGAGUGAACAACGAAAGAAUUGAAGAAGGUCAUCCCGACGAAAGUAAUCGAUUGGAAACUUCAACCGCCGUCGAUUUAGGGAAAGGAGCAUGGAGCGUAAUUCUGACGAUCGACAGUGUUCAGAAAUCCGAUACGGAAAAGGAGUACAUGUUGAUGGCGACCAACAAUGAGGGAUCGAAUGAAUAUCGUAUCGUUUUGUCGACAUCCCCAGAACCAGCGGGCGUUGAUUUGGACGCUGGAUCCAUCAUUGGUAUCGUCGUGGGCGUUCUGGUGCUUGUACUCAUUAUUUUCCUUGUAAUCUUUGCACGUGCGACUGGCCGCUGGUGUUUUGCAGCGAGGCGUCGCGGCGACGAGGAGACUGCGGGUGACGUCGGCGCCGGAAGCGAGGCGCACAUCACACCCGGCGAUGAGGACGAGGAUCAGGAGGACCCGCAUAUCAUCGACGAGAAGGUACCGCAGGGUGGCCAAGAGAAUCCAAUACACACGAGCACCGAAUACGUGAACGGCCGUACGGACGUCAAAGACACCAAGAAGGAUGAGAAGACAGACACGCCCGUCUAAGAGAGAGAUUUAAAAAAGAAAAAAAAACAAGAGAAGGGACGCAUUCAUCUCGCCUCGUUUCCUCCCUCUCUCUCUCUCUCUCUUUUUACCUUUCCUUCGUACGCAGGAAAACCGAGCUGUCGCACUUUACCGCGCCAGACUUUAGCAGUAACGAUCCAAGUUUCCCCCGGUGAUUUCCGUUUUUGCGUGCAAAACGU